AUGGGAAAUUGUGGAAAAAAGAUUUCAUAAGUAUUUUAAAAGAGAAAGACAUCUUCAAGCAAGAUAGGUGAACACACUACAUGUCCUCGUUGCGGAUAAACAUUUUCUCCCAGCACAACUUAUCAAACAUUGAACUACCAUAUCGAUACUUGUCUAACCAACUAGAAUUAAUACCAUAACUAUAUAUAAUAAUAAAUCUUACUUGACCCUCAUUUCGGCAAUAACUAGAGUGAAAAAGCUUCAAAUAUUGAUCCAAGCUAAGUAGAGUACUUCUGGGCCAAAGUCCCAAUUAAGAAUACUGAUAACGGAGAUGGAAAUACAUAGCAAAAUCUAGACUCCUCUGUAACUUCUUCUCGCAAAACUUCUAGUGGAAGUACCAGCAGUAAUUACUAAGGUAAUACAAAAUAUCGCUGGGAAAGACGUGCUUAUAGCAAGCAAGACAUUAACAUGGCUUCACUCCGUAGAAUGUCUCCUAAGGAAGUUUAAUGUUUAACCUUUGAGAAAAAAUAAAUUUGGUUUAGAGAAAAAUGUGAAGCUUUAAGAAUCCCUUGGACUUAGGGUGCAGACUGGAUUAGAAUAAAUCCAGAUAAUGUACUUUUGAAUAGCAUGUUUGGAAUUUAAUAAUGCAAUUUACAUAAGGAAGUCAAAAUUGAAAUCAUAGGAGAUAAGGUCAAUGAUGCAGGAGGUUUGCUUAGAGAAUGGGUCCUUCUCUGCAUGAAAGAAAUUCUCCACCCAAAUACAGGUAUGUUCACAGUAGCAGGAACAAGUGAUAUUUGCUACAAAAUUAACAAAGAUGCUGAAUAGUGUGAUCACAUAAUUGACUGCUUUAAACUUCUUGGAAAAAUAAUUGGAAAAACUAUUUUUGAGAGAAUCACUAUGGACUGCUACUUUGACAGAAGUAUAAUUAAUUAUAUCUUAGGAAAGCCUACAAAUUUAGAAGAUAUUUACUUUUACGAUACCUAAUUAUACAAUUCAUGGAAGUUUUUAUUGGAAAAUAAGUUAGCAGAUGAUGAUUUCAUUGAUGUAUUUGCUGUAUAUAAAAAUGUUAAUGGUACCACAAAAACAAUUGAACUUAUUCCUGAUGGAGAAGAAACUCUUGUUAACAACUCAAAUAAAGAACUUUAUGUUUAAAAAUAGAUUCAAUAUCUUUGCAUAGAUUCGGUUAAGGUAUUCUUAGAUGCAAUAUGCGAGGAGAUUUACAAAGUUAUCCCUAAAUAAUAUUUAUCUGUUUUCGAAGCUCAUGAAUUUGAAAUGAUCUUAAAUGGUGUUCCUUUCAUUAAUUUGGAUGAAUGGAAACAAAAUACUGAGUACACAGGAAGUUAUAGCUAAAACAGUAGAGUUAUCUAAUGGUUUUGGGUUGUUAUGAGUGAAUUCAACCAAGAUCAACUUUCUAAAUUCCUUUAAUAUUGCACAGGAUCUGCUAGAACACCUGUUGAUGGCUUUAAGAAAUUAGAAUCAAACAGAGGUAAUUAUGCCAAAUUCUAAAUUAAAUCUGUACCAUAUGAUAAAAAAAACCCAUAUCCAAAGGCUCACACAUGCUUUAAUCGUUUGGAGUUACCAGAAUAUUCUAAUUAAGAAAACUUGAGAACCUACAUGAAUGCGAUAGUUAAUAAUGAUUUAGAUGGAGUUUAUGGAUUGGAGUGA
Molecule: messenger RNA, 1644 nt
Organism: Tetrahymena thermophila SB210
Lineage: Eukaryota; Ciliophora; Oligohymenophorea; Hymenostomatida; Tetrahymenidae
Product: HECT domain ubiquitin transferase
Exons: 8
Biological process (GO): protein polyubiquitination; positive regulation of protein catabolic process; proteasome-mediated ubiquitin-dependent protein catabolic process
Molecular function (GO): ubiquitin-protein transferase activity
Source: RefSeq, a predicted model, not a curated record